Messenger RNA from Talaromyces marneffei, 543 nucleotides. RefSeq lists its product as uncharacterized. The record is from RefSeq and is a predicted model, not a curated record. Gene Ontology annotation, molecular function: mechanosensitive monoatomic ion channel activity. NCBI's taxonomy places the organism in Eukaryota, Fungi, Ascomycota, Eurotiomycetes, Eurotiales, Trichocomaceae. Gene Ontology annotation, biological process: monoatomic ion transport; intracellular water homeostasis. The transcript is spliced from 4 exons. The coding region runs from base 1 to 543 and encodes 180 amino acids.
AUGCCUCGUCUUCCAGACCAAGAAGACAACGUCGUCACUCGCAUGCGAUAUCGCUUUAAGGAAGCCUGGGAUUGCUUCUGGGACUUUGCGCUGCGCGAUAACGUGCUCGAAGUUGCUAUUGGUUUAAUUAUAGCAGCAGCAUUCACCAAGGUCGUCAACUCCUUUGUAUCCGACCUAUAUUUACCAAUCAUCAGUUUGCUGCCAUUUCUGAACCGAAAUUUGGAGGAUAAAUUCGCCGUCUUGAGGAAAGGAAAGCAUUAUUCUGAUUGGGGUCCGGAUGGGUAUAAUACGCUUGAACAAGCACGCGAUGAUGGAGCGCUGGUUAUGGCUUAUGGAACAUUCUUGAAUACAUUCAUCAGUUUCGUCAGCAUAGGUUUGACGCUCUAUACCGUGGGACAGGUGUAUACGUAUUUCUCGGAGGAUGUGGUGAUCAAACGUACCGUCAAAUGCAGGUACUGUAGGAAAUGGAUCAGUUCUAAGGCAGUACGAUGCGUGAAUUGUACCAGUUGGCAGGACGGAAGGGAGGAUCAAAUACGCAGCUAA